CAACACCCUGAAGUUUGCAAACAUCGACGGAACCAACGAUGGAUCUUGAGCAUCAGCGAUGCUACAUAUAUCGACACAACGAGGAUGAAGAAAGACCGUCAAAGCGACAACGCAUCGAGAAGGCCGGUUUUCGAACGCAUCUAAAGGAGCGACUACAAACUUAUCGCGAUCUGUGGGCCAAGCAAGAACAGCGCAUUCAAGGUGCUCUCGAAGAAGCGGACAGUGCCACGCAAGGAAGCAUUGUUGACUUCGUCGCUACAGCAGAGUCAUCAACAGACGAGCCAAAGUUCGCCGUACCUACAGGCCUAGUCGUCGCAGGACCUAGUAUCGCCUCCCAUAGACCUUACUUUGAGCGACUGGGGCGCAAGAUUCGAGCAGACACGAACAGCGCUUAUAUUGUACUGACCGCUGGCGAAUGCCCGAACCUGAAGACAUUGCUCAAGCACCUAGUGAAGAAAGCAACAUCGCGGGUUGAGGAUGAAGACGAAGAUGACCUAGAUCAAUUAAUUAGACCUUCAAGAUAUGGUCCAAGGCUCCUGAACUACGAUCUUGGGCACAUCCAAGAAUGGCGAAAGAAAAAUCCGGUGUCAAGCGUCGUUGUCACCAUCCAGGACAGCGAAGCGUUCGACGCUGGGUUAUUGAUUGAUCUGAUCGAUCUGCUCCACUCAUGGCUUGAUCGCAUUCCAUUCGUGCUUCUGUUUGGUAUUGCUACGUCAGCAGAUAGCUUCGAAGACCGCUUGUCAGGGCAGUCUCUUCGGUACCUUGAAGGUGAAAGAUUCGACGUUACCCAGUCUGACGACAUCAUCGAAAAGUUGUUCAGUGCCACUGUUGCAAGCCUUAACAACAGCCUGUUCAUCGGCCCGCAACUGUGCCGUCGCAUGCUGGAUCGACAAAAAGACUAUGUGCAGAACGUGCAAGACUUCUGCGAUGGCCUCAGAUAUGCUUACAUGUCUCAUUUCUACGCUAGUGUUCCCAGUGUCUUCUUGACCGACGGACUGAAGUACAAAGAUACUCAAGCGGAUGCUCUCGAGGCAGUGCGCAACCUGCCAUCUUUCCGUCAGCACAUCGAGACCAGACUUGGGCAGGGAAACUUUGCCUGUCGCGGAGUUCGCACCUUGCUCGAAUCGGAUCAGGAACUGUUCGACAAGGUCAUACACGACACCUCUUCAGCCCAAGACAAGCUCUCCUUUCUGGCUCACGCAGUGAGCGUACUCUUUAGCGUCCGAGAAGCUCUUCAGAUGACACCAAAUGUCAAAGCAUCUACCAUCUGGAUACGAGCAGCGUCGGCAGACCUUGCAGAUUCACCUCUUCUCCGCGAGACAAUGCUGAGCCUCAAGAAGACACCGUCAAACAAGUUUGCGGACCUUCUGUCAACGUUGAGAACGCUCUCGAGUAAAAAAACGCUACCAUAUGAACGCGGGCACAAAGAUGCGGUUGCGACCAUGGACGUAAACGCGAUCCAGGAGGAGUUUGUCAGCAUACUCGCGCAAAAGGACACUUCUGCCCCAUUGCGCACAGAGCACGAUGUCCAGAAUGACAGCGUUCGCGCAACAGUCGUCGCACAGAAAGUGCUGCUUGAGAAGCACAAGGCGGCACUGUCUAAGCAGGACCAAGCGUACUCUGAUCUGGUUACACGCGUUCAUGGCCAGUUGACUUCAUUCUUCGAGAUGGCCCUCAUCGACCCGCAAACACUUCCCUCCUCCGAAGUCUUCAUGUAUGACCUCAAGUCUCCGCACAUUGAAGUCUUCCAGCCCAAGCCACGAUUUGCCGUCGAGCGUGCAAUGGCAUCUCCUCACGACUAUCUGGGCUGCGACUGUUGUGGCAGAGUCGACGGGAAGGAGUCCGCUCUUGGUGCUACACAGCCGGCCACCGCAAUUGUGUACCAGAUGUACCUUGAGUCCGGAGCGCUGAUCAACGUAACCGAUCUAUGGUCAGCCUUCAGGGCGAUUGCCGGAGACGAGGACGAUGAUGAUGAGUCCAAAACAAUGGCACUAUUCCAGCGAGCUCUUGCGGAGCUCAAAUACCUGGGCCUUCUUAGACCGACUAAGAAGAAGACCGACCACGUCGCCAAGGUCAUGUGGAAGGGUCUAUAAGGUCGUGUAUAUGCACAUUUACUAUUACAAACAC
Messenger RNA from Didymella exigua CBS 183.55, 2127 nucleotides. RefSeq lists its product as uncharacterized. Gene Ontology annotation, cellular component: DNA replication preinitiation complex; nuclear pre-replicative complex; nuclear origin of replication recognition complex. NCBI's taxonomy places the organism in Eukaryota, Fungi, Ascomycota, Dothideomycetes, Pleosporales, Didymellaceae. Gene Ontology annotation, biological process: DNA replication; DNA replication initiation. Gene Ontology annotation, molecular function: DNA replication origin binding. The record is from RefSeq and is a predicted model, not a curated record. The coding region runs from base 39 to 2093 and encodes 684 amino acids. The transcript is spliced from 4 exons.